UGGGAUGGAAGCGAAAACACUUUUUAUGUUUGUCGUUUCUGAUACUUUCUUCGUACCUUUUUUACUUGUGUUUCAUCAAUUUGAACUUGAAAUGGAGAGAACACUUGAAACGUAAUGACUCCAAAGUGAAAACGCAAACACUCAGGAUUUCGAACACAGCAAAGUUUGUUUCUUAUUCAAAUGAGACGUCCUCUUGGAGAGAUUCAAUGGCUUUCAUUCAUUCGGAUAUGACCUAUUCCAGUGCGGUGAAUAACAAGGCUCUCUACAUAUUAAUUUUGCCGUAUUCAACCCAAGAGAAGGAUAUUGAUCGUGAAUUGGAGGAGGAAAACAAAUAUUCCGUAAGUAAGUUGCGUGAAUUUCUUCGUUCAGGGAAGCAGUUUCAUGGUGCAACUUGUAUGCAACAGCAGAAAAACCAUAAAAUCAAAGCUUCUGAGAAUUUGCAAUUAGAUCAGUCUUGGUGUCGUUUUUUGAAAAAGAUGUGGAGCGUUCACAUUAGAAAUGCAGGCCCUGUGAAAAACGUCGCAUUACAAAAGUCUGGUCAGCUUCACUCGGACAGUGAAACUGGGACAAGUGAUACGUUUGUACAAACCUGUAAUGUCACCCAAGGUCCAAUUGUGAUUAGAAAGGACGUGUUUCAAAAAAUAGGAGGAUUAAUGGACGGUUUUGGGAAAUUAUCGUUGUUGGAAUUUUUUCUACGAUCGAAGGGUGAUCUGAAGAUAGCAAAGCUUGGUUCUUGCGCUUGGACACCCAGAAUCACGCGCGCGGAUCGGGGAAAACUUGAGGGCUCAAACGAGGUUCCUGAAUAUACAAAUUUUGCCAAUAAACAUGCGGUACUUCGGAUCGUAACUGAGAAUAGAAUAGAAUGGACAGCUUGCGUCGCAAACUGGAAGAUGUGCCCAGAGAAACCUUAUGUGGAGCCACGAGGUCUGCCCGACGUAGCUGCACCGAUUUGUUGCAGCGCCGUUUUAUGGAAAAUGCUGAGCGAUUUUGUAAUGGGGCUGAACAAACUGGGGCUUGAAUACCGUAUUGUUGACGGCACCUUGUUAGGGGCUGUCAGGAGUAAAGCGAUCAUACCAUGGACAUACGACAUAGAUAUUGCACUACCUACUGCUGUGUAUAAGAAUGCUUCAACGUAUUCUACCCUAGAAAAAGUUCUCGAAAACCAAUACUAUGCCGGGAUGUCUUUCAUGAACAUGCCCAGGGGACAUAUUCUUGUGCCCCCAUACAUAGACGUAAAUACAGCCCCUUAUUUUGACGGGCCUGACGACUUAGAGGGCAAAGCAUUGUUCAGCAGAGAAUUGGAAGAAGCGGUGAAGGGAAUGUUGCCAGUGUCUCAUCAUUGGAGACAACGAGGCUAUGUGGAUUUUUACGAGGCAGGUCACGCUCUAAUGGAAGGAUCUUCCCUUGUUACUAUCAACAAUGAAGAAUUCGUGACCGUGAAAGAUGCGAAUAAAAUGCUGAGUUUCAAUUACGGCGAGAACUACCUGCAACCAGCAUUGAAAGGACAGUGGUCUGGUUUGUCAGAUAGCAAUGGUUUCUGAGGGAACUAACAACAACAACAACAACAACAAUUUUAUUGAUUUACAACAAUUUUGAUCAUUGAUUUACAAUUUACAAGUUUACUUUACAAUUUGAGAAAUGCCCACCCACAAGUUGAAACCUAGUCGAGGCGAGCGUAGGGCAAAAUAUCGACUGGACUGGACUAGACUAUUUUUUGGACGAUUUUUUGGACUAUUUUCUUUGAAAGAUUUUUUGGGACAUUUUCUAGGGAGGGAGG
Molecule: messenger RNA, 1777 nt
Organism: Stylophora pistillata
Lineage: Eukaryota; Metazoa; Cnidaria; Anthozoa; Scleractinia; Pocilloporidae
Source: RefSeq, a predicted model, not a curated record